AUGCGUGAAAUAGUGCACAUACAAGUAGGACAAUGUGGAAAUCAAAUCGGAGCUAAGUUUUGGGAAGUGAUAAACGACGAGCACGGAAUAGAUGCGACGGGUCAUAAAUUUGUCCCACGAGCAAUACUGAUUGAUCCAGAUCCAAUUAGCAUAAAUUUAACGGAAUUAAACUCGGUGAGCCGUUUAUUUAAUCCGGAAAAUGUGAUUACCGGUGAAUCUGGAGCAUCAAACAAUUGGGCGGCGGGUUACUAUACCGAAGGAUCGCUAUUAAUAAAUCGAGCCUUGGAAGCAAUUCGACGAGAAGCUGAGUCCUGUGACCUAAUCCAAGGUAAUCGACUCAAGAUUGCUUGA
Molecule: messenger RNA, 351 nt
Organism: Cotesia congregata
Lineage: Eukaryota; Metazoa; Arthropoda; Insecta; Hymenoptera; Braconidae
Source: the annotation of a GenBank genome assembly